Molecule: messenger RNA, 10288 nt
Organism: Gambusia affinis (western mosquitofish)
Lineage: Eukaryota; Metazoa; Chordata; Actinopteri; Cyprinodontiformes; Poeciliidae
Exons: 2
Coding region: 1-5991 (1996 amino acids)
Biological process (GO): DNA integration
Molecular function (GO): nucleic acid binding; zinc ion binding
Source: RefSeq, a predicted model, not a curated record
AUGUCUGAUGUAAAGAGCAAAGUGGAUGACACUCAGAUGUCGCAAGAGAAAAGAAACAUCAAAUUCACACAAAAGGGUUUGGAGUUUUAUAUUAAAACAUGUCAAGAAAGCCGAAGUUUAAAGUGUAAGCAAGCUUCAAAAUUUAUGGAGAAAAUCUCCGCAUCAAUGACGUCACAAGAAAAUGUUAAAAAGGUGUCUUCUGACUUUGUCAAAUUUAUUAAAUGCUAUCAAGAUGCAACCGAUUUACAUGAAUCCUUUUUAAACUUGCCAUUACCAGAAGAAGAAGUGAAAAGACAAACUGCGUAUUUUCAGUCCAAGGUGACGGCAUUCUCUGAUUUUAUGGACAAUGUAAAGGUUUGGUUGCAUGAAGCAGGAUAUCCAUAUACUGAACAGAAAAAUAAUGUUGAUGAUGAUCAGGUUGCUGCUGAUCAGGAUGAAAUAAACCCUGAAGACAGUGUCUCUAAUGUUUCAAGUGUAAAGCCACGUUCAAAAACAUCUUCACAGCAGUCUCGGACUUCAUCUACCUCCUCUGCACGCAUUAAAGCCGCGGCUGAAAAGGCAGCGCUCAUGGAGAGAUUUGCCGCAUUGGACAAAAGACAUCUGAUCGAAACUCAAGAGGAAGAACUGAGAAAAGAAAAGGAAAAACUGAGAAGAGAAAAAGAAAAAUUAGAUUUGGAAACAGAGUUGGCAGCAACUAAUGCAAAACUUAAUGUUUUAAACAUGAAUUCAGUUGCUGGUUCUAAACAAUCCGAUGGCAUGAACUCUUAUUUUGAAAGAGCCAAAGUAAAGGACACGCUCUUGUUAAAUUCUCGUGCUAAUGAGUUUGUUCCGAAUGAAAGGGCAAAUUCUUCAUCUGUCUCUCCUGUUGUUAGACCUAAACAGAGGCAGAAACAAUUUCAAAAUGACCAGAUGAGAGUAAAUGUUGAUUCUUCAACUCGAGCAACACAGCAAACGCAAUUUCAAUUUCCGUCUUUGACCGAGGACUGUCAGAAUGACAUGGUGAACAUCAUGCAAAGACAAAAUGACAUCACUGCCUUACUUGUAAAACAAAACUUAUCGUCUGUUCUCCCAUCCAGAAACAUCCCUGUGUUUGAUGGGGACCCCCUGCAGUACAGAUCAUUUAUGAAUGCUUUUGAGAACGGAGUGGAAGCUAAAACUGACAACUCGAGUGACUGUUUGCACUUCUUGGAGCAGUUCACUAGGGGGCAGCCUAAAGAUCUGGUGCAUAGCUGUCAGCACUUACCUCCUGAUCAAGGUUAUUCUAAAGCCAAAUAUCUUCUUGAAGAACAUUUUGGAAAUGAAAAUAAAAUUGCUUCUGCAUAUAUGGAGAAGAUUAUGAGUUGGACACCAAUAAAAGGUGAUGAUGUGAAAAGUCUUCAAUCAUUCUCUCUUUUCCUUCAAGGUUGUUCAAAUUUAACACAACAAAUUGUUUACAUGAAAGAGUUGGAUUUACCUUUAAAUAUGAGAACGAUCGUCAUGAAACUCCCAUACAAACUGAGGGAAAAAUGGAGAGUUACUGCAUAUGAGCUGCAGGAACAAAAUGGCCACCGAGCGUUGUUCACUGAUCUGGUUGCUUUCAUAGUAAAAGAAGUAAAAGUAGCAUCAGAUCCAGUGUUUGGCAACAUCCAAGACCCACCAACUGUGAGCAACUCUAAAGUUUCAAGUUCCAACAAGCAAAGGAAAAGAGGAAGCAGUUUUGCCACUAAUGUCAGCACAAUUCCAGAAGCCAGAACUCAAUCGACUGAAAACAAGACCAAGUCUACUGUUCUUCACAGCUGCUUGUUUUGUUUACAAAGAAAUCAUCUAUUGGAAAACUGUAUGCAGUUUAAAGCUAAAAUGCAUCGGGACAAGUUGACCUUCAUUAAACAAAAGGGGAUUUGUUUCGGUUGUUUGAAAGUUGGUCACACAAGCAAAGACUGCAGGAGUCGUUUGGAUUGCAACGUGUGUCACCAAAAGCAUCCAGGGGUUCUUCACAUAGAGCAAAAGGAGCCAGGAGCCUCUUCAGAACAAACCCAACAGACAACAAGGUCUCAUGUCAACUUUUCAACUGCAACCACUCAGACAUGUGGGCAUAUUGGGGCCGGUCAUAAUGAUGAUGCUGUUUUUUCUAUUGUUGCAGUUAAAGUUAAAAGUCAAAAGAGCAACAAAGUUGUACAAACUUAUGCAUUUCUUGAUCCAGGAAGUUCAGGUACGUUUUGUACAGAAACUCUGGCAAAAAGUCUGAACUUAAAGGGCAAAAGGACAAAUAUUCUGCUGAGAACAAUGAAUCAAAAUAAGAUUGUUAAUGUACAAGUUUUGUCUGGUUUGGAAAUCUCUGAAUUGAAAACAAAUGAUUUCAUAGCAUUGCCAGAUGUUUUGACUCAAAGGACUAUGCCAGUUUCUACACUGAAUAUUCCCCAGCAAAAGGACAUUGAUCAGUGGCCUCAUCUUAAACCUGUUAAGCUUCAUAACAUCAAUGCAGAUGUGCAACUAUUGAUAGGAACUGAUGCUUCAAAUGUUUUAGAGCCCUGGGAGGUGAUAAACAGUGUGGAUGGUGGGCCUUAUGCUGUAAAAACUAAAGUUGGCUGGGUCAUAAAUGGUCCUCUGCGCACUGGAAACAGCAGAAAUAAAAAUAUCUGCACUGCUGUAACAGCCAACAGGAUCUCUGUUGAACAUCUUAAAGAAAUGCUGGUCAAUCAGUACAAUCAUGACUUUAAUGAAAGAUCAUCAGAGGAGAAAACUGAAAUGUCCAGAGAGGAUUUGCAUUUUAUGAAGAUUGUUAAUAACUCAACAAAACUUGUUGGAAGUCAUUAUCAUAUUGACUUACCUUUCAGGAGUGAAAGUCCCAGCUUGCCAAAUAACAUCUGUGUUGCAGAGCAGCGCCUUCAGAGCCUCAGGAGGAGAUUUGAAAAGGAUUCUCAAUACAAGGAGGAAUAUACUGCAUGUGUGAACAACAUGCUGCAACAAGGAUAUGCUGAGGCUGUACUAGCAGAUGAGCUACAGAAAGGUAAUGGACAACUGUGGUACAUUCCUCAUCAUGGAGUGCAUCAUCCCACAAAAGGCAAGUUAAGAGUUGUAUUUGAUUGUGGAUCAACUUAUAAAGGAGCAUCACUGAACAGUCAGCUUCUGCAGGGACCUGACCUCACAAACUCUCUGGUUGGAGUUCUCAUCAGAUUUAGAAAAGAGCCUGUUGCACUAAUGGCUGACAUCGAUGCCAUGUUUCACCAAGUGUAUGUCUCUGAGAAACAUGUCAACUUUCUCCGUUUCCUGUGGUGGAAACAUGGUGACACUUCAAAACCUGCAAAGGAGUUCAGGAUGUUGGUUCAUUUAUUUGGAGCAGUGUCUUCACCAAGCUGUGCAAAUUAUGCUCUGCAAAGAACUGCUGAUGAUAACAUACAACAGUUUCCAGCUGAAGUGGUUGAUACAAUCAAAAAUAACUUUUAUGUGGAUGACUGUCUAAAAUCUGUUCCCACAGAAGAAGAUGCAGUGCACAUGGUGAAGAUGCUGACAGAGCUCUGCUCUAAAGGAGGAUUCAUGCUUUCAAAGUGGGUAAGCAACAGUCGCACAGUGCUCAUGUCAAUCCCAGAGGAAAGGAGAGCAAAAGAAAUUAAAAGCCUGGAUUUGGACCAAGAUCAACUUCCAGUCGAGAGAGUAUUGGGUUUACAGUGGAGCAUUGAAACUGAUGAGUUCAAGUUCAGAACAUCUGUGCAGGACCGCCCACAUACCAGAAGGGGCAUUUUGUCUGUAGUUAGCUCACUGUAUGAGCCUUUGGGAAUGCUGGCUCCCUUCAGUAUGCCAGCUAAACUAUUACUGCAAGAUCUUUGUCAACAGAAUUUGAAGUGGGAUGAAGUUAUUCCCCAUUCUCUUUCUAGGAAGUGGCUUGAUUGGCUGGAGGAUCUCCAGCUGAUAUCCAGUUUUAAAGUAGACCGUUGCAUCAAACCAAGUUGCAUCAGAAAACCAGAUAAAGCACAACUUCAUCAUUUCUCUGACGCAAGUCAAGAUGGCUAUGGAACAGUGUCAUAUUUAAAACUGGAAAAGAAUAACAUCUCACAUGUUGCUUUCAUUCUAGGAAAAGCAAGAGUUGCUCCUUUGAAGCAAACUACAAUCCCCAGGUUGGAACUGACAGCUGCUGUUCUUGCUGUCCGAGUGAAUAAACUGCUGCAAAAGGAACUGCAACUACAAUUGGAAAAACCUGUUUUCUGGACUGAUAGUACAACGGUACUAAAAUACAUCUCCAGUGAAACCAGAAGAUUUCACACCUUUGUUGCAAACAGAAUCUCUGUCAUCCGAGAAGCAACAGACGUGAAUCAGUGGAGAUAUGUUUCCUCCAAGGAGAAUCCUGCAGAUGAUGCAUCCAGAGGCAUGACAGCUGAGGAGUUCCUCAAAUGCAGGAGGUGGAUAAAUGGGCCUGAAUUUCUCCACAGAUCAGAAGAGGAAUGGCCUAAACUGGAUGUGGAUCACCAUGCAAUUCCUGCAGAUGAUCCAGAGGUCAAAAGGGACCUAACAGUGAGUGUUAUUGUGAAUGAAUCACAAAAUGCUACAAACUAUCUGAUUCAUUAUUUUUCAUCUUGGACAAAGCUUAAAACCUCUGUUGCCUGGUUUUUAAAGCUGAAGAACAUCUUGAUGUUGUUGCAACAGAAAAGGAAAGAGUUUGCUGCUGCAGACCUGAAUAACAAUAAUCCAGAAAAUCAAAAGAAAGAAUUGGAAAAGCAGAUGGAAAGGUUCAAGACCACUCUGAAGAAAGAAUAUCUGAUUCCUGAAGACUUGGCCAAGGCAGAACUAUCUAUUGUUCGGUUUGCACAACAGCAGAAAUUUACAACUGAAAUUGCUUUAAUCAACAGUGGGCUUAAAGCAGUAUCCAUGAAAAGUUCUCUAUACAAACCUGACCCAGUAUUGGAUGCUGGGGUCCUCAGAGUGGGUGGCAGGUUGAAUAAAACAGCCAUGCCUGUUGAAGCAAAGCAUCCUGUAAUUUUGACAAAGGAUAUGUAUGUAUCUAACCUGAUUUUACGCCAUAUUCAUCAACAGUUGGGACAUGCAGGAAGAGCUCAUAUGCUGUCAAGAUUAAGACAAAAAUACUGGAUAAUAAAUGCUAAUUCAGCUGCCAGAAAAAUCAUCUCUCAUUGUGUUGUUUGCAGACGUAACAGAGGAAAGUUUGUUGAACAAAAGAUGGCAGAUCUGCCAGAAGAAAGAGUUCUGCCAUCCACCGCUCCCUUCACAAAUGUUGGAGUGGAUUACUUUGGUCCUGUAAGUGUUAAAAGAGGACGAAGUCUCCUGAAAAGGUUUAUCUGUAGAAGAGGCCCAGUUUCAACCAUCAGGUCUGAUAAUGCCACAAAUUUUGUUGGUGCAAAUCGAGAGUUGAAAGAGAGUUUGGCUGAACUGAACCAUGCUAAAAUUCAAAAUGCUUUUGUGCAAGACGGAAUCAAAUGGAACUUUAACAUCCCAGCAGCCUCUCACCAAGGUGGAGUUUGGGAGCGUCUGAUUCGUUCCAUAAGAAGUAUUUUAGUCUCAGUUCUUAAAGAACAAGUCUUGGAUGAUGAAGGGCUUCAAACAGUCUUUUGUGAAGUUGAAUCCAUAUUAAACGACAGACCCAUUACUAAAGUUUCAGAUGACUCAAAUGAUCUUGAGGCACUCACACCCAAUCACUUGUUGUUGAUGAAAAACAAACCAGUUUUGCCACCAGGAUUGUUCAAUAAAAAAGAUCUUUAUGUCAGGAAAAGGUGGAAACAGGUACAAUAUAUGGCAGAGCUGUUCUGGAAAAGAUGGCUUUCUGAAUAUUUACCUUUGAUGCAGGAAAGACAAAAAUGGACAAGAACUAAAAGAUGUCUCAUUCCUGGAGAUGUUGUCUUAAUUGCAGACUCUACAGCUCCAAGAGGAUCAUGGAUGAUGGCCAAAGUUUUGAGUGUAAACCAGGACGGACAGGGCUUGGUGCGUUCAGUGCAACUGCAAACCAAGACCAGUGUGUUGGAAAGACCUGUGACCAAACUUCUGUUGCUACUGGAAGCAUCACCCUGAGGAAUUGAGGACAUGUUUGAAGGAAUAGCUCCUUUUCCUUUUAAAGUAAUUGUGAGAAUAUUCACAAUUAGGGGCCGGAGUGUUGGAGCUAUUUAUUCUUGAUUUCUUUAUUCAUUUGAAUUUUGUUAGCUAAUUCUUAAGUGUAUGUUUUUUGUAUUAUUUACAGUAUUUAUUUGCAGGUUAAUAAUUGUUGAUUCUAUUUAAUUUUUUGUUUUAUUAUUUUUUCUUAUUCAUUUUGAGUUAGACAGGAAGUCAUGUGGGUCAGUCCACUUUUCUAUAAGUAUAGGGGCCUGGUAAAGGACCAGCAGGCAUUUGGGUUUGGGGCCUAUGGUUUUUACCAGUGCAAAAGAUCAGAGCAAGAGAACAGUGCAAAAGAACAGAGCAAGAGAGCAGAGUAAGAUUGACAGAAUGAGAACAAAGGAAAGUUUGAACUCUGUAAUUGUUGCUGAAAAGAACAUUAAACCUUCCUGAACAAUCUACAAGUUUGGACAUUACAUCUCCUUUUGCCUGCGUACAGAAACUGGACCCCAGUGCCUCUUAGUGGCUUGAGGAACUUUUAUUGGAUGUUUGGUUUGACAAACAAUCGCCACUACAAAAUGCUUCAAAUAUUUUGGGUGAUUGUUAAAAAAAUAAUUUUAAUUUGUCUUUUCCUCUGGUUGUAUUUUCUGUGCUUCUCAGCCAUUCUAAGGGGUAAUAUUCUGAAGACUGUGGUGUGUAUUUUUUUAAAAAUGCUUUUGAUUGUGGUUGUUAUUAUGUGGUCAUUAUUCUCCCACAGCCUGUGGGAGAAUAAUGACCACAGGUUUAGGAAAUGCAAAAAGAAAAAAAAAUCUGUUGUGUUUUCUAGGUGGAUUCAUUAAAGGAUUUAGGAGCUAUUGUGGGUCUACUUCGAGCUUCAGAGCUGUAGGUUGAAGACCGCUCUCUUACAAGAAAUGAAGCAUGUAAAUGGAAGAAACGUUUAUGGGUUAGGAUUUUUAAAAUCCUUUUUCUAUGGGUUUUUUUUUUUUUUUUUAAAUGGCGGAGAGAAUAGGAGCAUAGUCAGCCAGUUCCCCAGAGUCGGGUAAAAAAUCCCCACAAUGAAAUAGGAACUUGAUAGACAAAACUAAGGCAGGAGUGGGAUAAGCAAGAGAAGAAGCCGGAAAAACUAUAAAAAAGCAAGACAGAGCCAAAGAGCUGACUGUAAUGGAAGAAAUCUUCAAACACGAAGCUAGCAAACACAAAAAAUUCCAGCAGAGAAAAUGGAUGAACACGUUAGCAAAGAGAUGCUACAAAAUGGGCUUUGCUAUUACAGGUGAGGAUCUCCUCUCCACCCACCAACAGGGACUUGGGGAAGAAGGAUACCCCAUGUUUGAAAGUCUGUCGGAUUUUUGGUUUAUGUCUGGUUAGUAAAAGUUCAUCCUGUUCUGUUUCGAGUUGCUUGGGAGCAUAUUUUCAGGGAAUAGUAAAUCAUAGUUAUGACUAAUAUGAACAUAAUGUCGCUGAAUGUGAAUGGUUUGAAUACAUUGAGUAAAAGAGAAAGGGUGAUGACAAAACUGAAAAAGGAAAAAGCACAAAUUAUAUUCUUACAAGAGACUCAUUUAUCCAAAAUAGAACGUGAAAAAUUAAAAUCGUAUGGCUAUAGGAAUCUUUUGCAUCAAUUCAUAUAAAGAGGGGUGGAGAAGAGGUGUUGCAAUAUUAAUAUUGAACACAAUAAAAUUUUAUUACAAAAAGAAAUUAAAAGAUAAAGAAGGAAGAUAUAUAAUAUUAAAAGGAAGAAUAGAAAAUGAAUUAAUUACCUUGGUAAUUACACACAUCCGGAGAUAAACAAAAACCUUUUCAAGAACCUAUUUGAUGUAAAAGUGGUAGAAACAGAAAUAAUUCUAGGUUGUGGAUGUGAGUUAAAUAAAAACAUAUUUUUUCUGUUGUUUAUAACACAUCAGUGAAUAGAAUAACCUUUCUUCCAGUAUGCUAAUGAAAGCCAAUUUUGUAAUUUUUUUUUAAAAACAGUGAUUAUUUUUGAAAACUGAAUUACCAUAAGUAAACCUGGACAAUUGUAAAUAUUGUAAAUAGAUUAUGGGUGAAAGGAAAGAGACCUUGUAGGCAAAGGAAAAGGUUUGAAUUUGUAAUUAUCAUAUUUGUGAGGUUGUAGUUAAAAAAUAUGUGUAGACAUUUGACCUUGUCUGGUUGUAUGUGUGUACUUUCAUUUUGUAUUUGUAAUUUCUUCAUAUUUGUGUAUGCAUUUGGCCACAUAUUAACAAUUACCUGGAAUUAUCAACAAAUGUUCUUUUUACCGUUUCAAAAUCAUGUUGUAUGUGUGUAACUAUCCAAAGUUACACACAAAGAUGCUUACACAGAUUACAAAUCCUGUAUUUCGCACACGCACAGGCAUUUUGAGACUAUUUUCACUCCAUAUUAAUGAGAUUAACAGUGAGUGGAUGUCCAAUACUAAAUGAUGGAGAAAUAAGAGCAGUGAAUGACAGAGAAACUACAGUUUUAGAGAACAAGGAUUUAUUGCAGCAAAUGGAAGAUACAAAUGAUUCAUUUAAUAUGUUGUUUACAAUAACAGAAGUCAAUAGGGCACUUAAAAAAUAUAAAUGAUCACCUCUAGGAAAAGAUCAAAUUUGCUAUGCUGUGGUUAUAUGGAGUUUCGGUUUAUAAAGGAGAAAUGUUUGCUUUACUUUUAGCAGUUCAGUGGCUGGAAGAGGUAAAACCAUUAAAAUCAAUCAUUUGCUCAGAUUCUAGUUAUUCAUUAGUCAGUUUGCAACAUAACCAGUCAGACAGUGGACCAAAGAUAUUAAGUGAAAUAUAACAAAUACUUGGUAGAAUCAAUAUGAUGGGGCUUGCAGUAAUUUUUACAUGGGUUCCAGGAUAUCAUGGGGUUAAGGGGAAUGAAAUGGCUGACAGAUUGCUAAAGAGAGCACUAAUCAUGUAUUGGUUAAUAAAUGUUAAUGUUAGUUUUAGUAGAAAAGAAAUAAUGGGUAAACAAAAAUGAAAGAGAGGUGGCAAAAGUUAUGGGUAGAAGAAAGGAAAGGACAGAUGGUUUUAUAAAAUCCAAAGGAAAAUUGCAGAAAUGAGAUGAACAGGAGAGAAGAAAGAAUUAUUUCCCGACUUAGAAUUGGACACACUGGACUGAAUUGUACAUUAUUUUUGACAAACAUCAGACAGGGAAAUGUGACUGUGGGGAAGAUGAGAGAAACUGAAGAGAAGAAAUAAUUAUGAUCAGAUUAAGAGUAGGUCAUACCUAUUUAAAUGACAUUUUAUGUCUAAUAGGGAGGAGAAAUAAUGAUAAAUGUGAAAGAUGUGAAGAAAAAGAUGAUUGAUGAAUUGUAAAACAUAUGAACCUGAAAAGGAGAGACUGAGAAGAAUGGUUGGAAGGACAGGUCAAGAAUGGAGUCUUAAAGGAAUAUUGGGAAAUGAAGGAAACAUAGUGGAAAUUUACUGAUUAAGGAAAGCAUUAUUUAUUUAUCUUCAGAAUACAAAAUUAAUAAAUAGAAUUUAAUAGAUGUAAAGUAGUGUUGCUACACACUCAUAUACAGUAGGUGGCGGUAUGCAUCUUAAAGUUGCUUGCGAUCCCCCAUAAUAGAAAACAAGAAGAAAGAAGAAGAAGAAGAAGUCAUGAUUAAUGAUGUUUUUACAGAAGUAGAUCAGGAUGUCAUGCAGUUAUUAUUUGCUGAUGACGGAGCUUUGUGAAGAAAAGGGAAAAAUGUAAGAACAGUGUAUGAGAAAAUACAGAAUGCUAUUAAAUCUGUUGAAAAUUGGGGUUAUAACUGGGGAGUUAAAUUCUCAGUAAGUAAAACAAAGACUGUUGUAUUCAGUAGGAAGAAAAUUGAGGAAAUUGAUUUUAAAAUGUAUGGAGGGAAAAUAGAAAAAGGAAGUAAAUUUCGUUUUUUAGGAAUCAUGUUUGAUUCCAAGCUUUUAUGGAGUGAUCAUGUAAAGUAUAUUGAAGGGAAAUGUAAAAAAGUUAUAAAUAUAAUGAGGUGUUUAACAGGAUUAGAUUGGGGUGCAAAUAAAAUUAAUUUAAAAAAGAUUUAUAUUGCUUUGAUUAGAUCAGUGUUGGAUUAUGGGUGUGUAGUUUACAGGCAGGCUGUGAAAACAAUGAUUAGUAAAUUAGAAGUAAUUCAAAAUAAAGCUUUGAGAUUAUAUGCUAUGUAGUUUUGAAGACAUCUCCAUCUUUGGCAGUGCAGGUUGAAAUGGGAGAGAUUUCUUUAUAUUUAAGACAAAAGCAAAUUAUCCUGAAUUUGCAGGGACAUAAGAGGAGAAUAAUCCAGCAGUAAGAAUCCUGAGACUUUGCUGGGAGAGUGGAAAAGCUAAAAUAGAUUGU